UUAUGUAGGGCAGCCGGGAAAGUAGUAAACAAGCAAAAAACAAUGGCCAAAGCAGUGUUUACAAAUCAAAUUACUGAUUACAUUAUUGAAAAUGUUCAGGCUGCCGAGUUUAUGUGGAAUCACGCAAGUCCGCUAUAUAAAUUGAAAAGUAUGAAAAGUGAUUUUUGGAUGAAGCUAACGAAGGAAAUCAACGCCAAAUUCCACCCAACCGUACAGCUAAGUCAAGGUGACAUAUCUCGAAAAUGGAACAAUCUCAAAUCCUAUUAUACGUUUGAAAGUCAAAAAGUCAUGAAAGCUAAACAAUGUGAAUUUGCACCUGAAACAUUUGAAGUUGAUUGGAAAAAUAAGUCCAAAAUGGAUUUCCUAGCGAAGACAUUAUCGCCACAAAUCGCGCCAAGCAAGAGAAUCAGAAGAGAAAGUACUACUAAACAAGACGCUGCGGAUGAUGAAUACUUCAAUAAUAGCAAUUUUGAGUCACAAGAUGAAUCCUGGUCAGGUGAUACUGGAACCCAGUCGUCAUUUCAAGUGCCAGAGCUUGCCAUUGAUGUAGAGGAAGAAAAAUACAGUGAAACUUUAAAAAGAACAGAGAGUACCCAGAAAAUGGAGGAUCGACAUACAGCCAGUCUAGACAAUGCACAUUCCUCAUCUCAUCUACCAGUUUUUACGUCCGAUGAAGAAGAACAAAAAUCCAAUACUAAUACCUACAAGCGACAUCGGGAAACAACAGACAGACUGGCAACGAUGGUGGCAAAUCUUAUAGAGCAUCAAAAUACUUUGUUCACACAGCAUCCAAUUCAGCAAUCGUCCCUGCAACAUCCUGAAAUGUACGCAUUCUGGGAUAGCAUAAUCAAAGACAUACCUCCGGAAGCAUUGCCGGAAAUCAAAUUUGAAGUAACGGCAGUAUUACACUCAAUUUAUAAAAAAUAUAAAAACUAAUUAGUUGAUAAAAUUAGCAACAAGUAAAAUAGGCAGCCUGUUAUCUAUAUAUGUAUGUAUAUAAUUCGAGUCUUCCUUAUUGGUAUCUGCUUUAAAUACGUUCGAAUGGUCAUAUAUCAGAAACAAAUUAAAAAUUGCAACAUAAGUGCACCUAACGAAAAUACCAAAAUGAAAAAGCGUUUAUUUUUUUCGGUAUUUAUAUAAAACGCAAGACAGCUCACAAUCAGCUGUUUUUUGUUUAUAUUUGCUUGGCGUGAAUUGUCGUUUAUUGGCUGUGGAUAAAUAUAAUUAUAAAUAAUAAAUAUAAACAAAUGAAAAACUCAGCAUGAAUUUACUAGAUUUGGAUGAUGAUUCCCUAAGUUAUUUAUUACAUCAUUUGCCCAUAGAGGAUCAUAUGAACUUUGCCAAAGUUUGUCAACGAUUCCAUCGCAUUUGGAAGGACUACAAAUGUUGGAUUUACAAGCGAAUGGAACUGGGAAGUACAUCAGACAAGGGCUUCAAACAAGAGUUGAUUUUACUGCACCAUACAGCAGAUCAUGUGAAGAAUUUAAUUGUGAAUCUAAAUAGAAAAUUCGAAUGGAAUAAAAUAUGCAUGGCAAAAUUUCUGAAUAUGCUGAAGAGAAUGCAUACUCUGGAGCGUCUUAUACUGUGGUUAAAAGACGACGAGCCUUAUGAAGUACUCGAGACUAUAAUUCGCACCCUUGAACACCUGCCGAACAUAAAGUGCAUUGCAACCUAUCAAGACAAUGAAGUUGUGGAUAUUUUGUAUCAGUUUGAUGAUUAUGAGGAUUUCCUGAAAGAAUCCAAAAUGAGUAGAAAUCCAAUGAUUGAACCUAUCUAUUCCCAUACCAAAAUACGCCUUUUGGUAUUAAACAACGCCCCCAUUAAAGAAACACUUGCCGAUCUCGCCCAGCACUCAAAACGCAUCAAGGAACUUAGUUUUCGGAUGACACAAAACGCUGAAGAAUAUUCUCCACUCGCUGAGUUGCCAAAUCUACGUGUGCUACAGAUCUUUGGGCAUUAUGGUGAAGAUUGCCCGGACUUAAUGCCUCUAGUUUCCGCUCUGUCCGCAAAGCUGUUACACCAACUAUCAUCACUGACGAUUCAUGUGCCUGGCCUGGGAUACGAUGAGACUGCAGAAAUUAUACGCAUCGAGGGGUUACAAAGAUUGGACUGCCAUUUUAGCGAGCUUCGCUGCCUUGAAUUGUUGAAGCAUCUUAAAGUUAUUGCAUAUCUUUUUAUUAGAGUAGCUCAUACCGAAAAUAUUGACAAUCUAGUCUUGGCAAUUAUUGAAAAUUGUCCAACGCUACAUGUUAUACAAAUUGAUUCGCCCAAUUUAAGCCGCAGCAUUAUUCCAAAGGCAUUGAAAGUUCUGCAAAAGCUGCGAAAUUCAAAGGAUCAAAGCCCACUGAGACUAAUGUUCGGGAAAAACCCAGUACAACUUGAUGCAGACACGAGAGAGUACUUGAGAGUUUUCUGGUAAACACAAUACGUUUGACAUUUCGCCAAUGCUGUGAAUAUUUAAAUUAUAAGUUUGUUGAAUAAAGUGUGUUAACAUUUUUUUUAAAAUCUCUUUCAAAUUUUUUUAGACUUUCUAAAAAUAGCUAUUUAAUAUUUACUCGUUUCUUUGCGAACAAAACACUUUGUAAAUGUCAGCAUCUGGGAAAGCUGUAUCAAGUUUAGAAUCAAGUUUAUCAGCAAUUAAAAAAAUUUAUAAAGAAUAUCUAAAUCUAAUAACCAGCUAGAUAAGUACACACAAGUGACGCAUUCAUUUAAUUUAUUAAACGAAAAAAACAUUUUUAGUAUCAUUCUAUAAUAAAUACAUUUUGUUGAGUAAA
Messenger RNA from Drosophila nasuta, 2774 nucleotides. RefSeq lists its product as uncharacterized. NCBI's taxonomy places the organism in Eukaryota, Metazoa, Arthropoda, Insecta, Diptera, Drosophilidae. The transcript is spliced from 7 exons. Gene Ontology annotation, molecular function: protein binding. Gene Ontology annotation, cellular component: nucleus; transcription regulator complex. The record is from RefSeq and is a predicted model, not a curated record. Bases 43 to 936 code for a protein of 297 amino acids. Gene Ontology annotation, biological process: regulation of transcription by RNA polymerase II.